AUGAACCAUUCGAACCAUUCGCUGAAAUCAUUAGCAGCAUCGCUAAAUGAAAUCCAUUCUCAGCAACAGAAGCCAAGUAUUUCUGUAACGUUCAAGAAUAACAAUCUUGCUAGUAAACUGCGUUCGGGAAGACACUGCUGUGAUUGUCAAGCUAGAAUGCAUAAUUUGAUUCGGAACUGCUUGAGCUGUGGACGUAUAGUAUGUGAACAGGAGGGCAGUGGACCUUGUAUGUUCUGCGGUGAACUCGUCUGCACUCGAGAAGAACGGGAACUUUUGAAUCGGCAACAGUCAAGAAAAUCGGUUGAACUUUACUACAGAUUAAUGGGAUGUAGAGACGAAAAAACUGUUGAUGGAGGAGUAUUUUCUUCGGCAUCAGUCGGGAGUGUGUUAGCAGAAGCUGAACAGUACAAAAAUAAAUUAUUGGCUGCGGAUUCUAAUGCAGAAAUGAAGACACGCAUUCACGAUCUAGAAUCGGACUAUUAUAACAUGGAAAAUAACAUAUAUUUGACAAAAGCGGAACGAGAAGCUAUCAUGGCUCGUAAAGAAGAAUUAAAAGAAUUAAGAAUACGACAAAGACGGGCUUUCACUGUGGAUUUCGAUUUAGAAAAAACCAGUGUUUAUGAAGUCAGGGAAAAAUAUGAGGACAUACAUGAUCCAGUGAUCGAGUCAAUUUUGUUAUCUUCCAAGAGAAGGCAACAGACUGAAGCAUCAAGACCUAUGGCGAAGUGGGCUCCGGAUGGAUUUGUACUGAAGUAUAAAAGGCGAAAUAAACGAGAAGCCAAUCACCAACAGGAUAGCGGUAAUGAAGGAGAUAUUGAAGACGGAGCAUUUAUGAUGUUAAAUGAUGAAAUGAUAUAUACGGAAGUGGCAAGAAAAGGUUAUUCGAUCGGUAUCGUUCAGCCUCUUGCAACUCUGCUAGCUUUUGGAUUUCGAAGGCAUCUUCCAUGGAAUGAAGUUGUUGACAUUAGAGGGCCAAUACUUAUUGCUUCGAAAAGUAAAACUGCUUCAAAAAAUGAAAUUAACAGGGAGAUCUCACGUUGGCAUUCUUUUUCAAAUAAUAGUAUGGAAAAAUACAAUCUUCCAUCAGAAUUUCCUUCGGGUGCGAUUGUAGGUCGCGCAUUGCUUACUGAUUGUUUAUCGAUGGAAGAGUAUGGAGAGAAGUAUUCGAACAAGGAAUGCAUUGAUACUGAAGGAUCUUACGUUCUUAUAUUCGAUGUCUUUGAACCGUUGCUUAUUCCUAUUCCUCACAUUCCUGUUUCGAAUAUUUAUCAAGUUGAUAAGCAGUUGCUGACUGCUAUAAAGCAAAUUCUCGAACCAAUAUCUUUUUUUUGA
This is a messenger RNA of Brugia malayi, 1332 nucleotides long. RefSeq lists its product as uncharacterized. The transcript is spliced from 10 exons. Gene Ontology annotation, molecular function: zinc ion binding. The record is from RefSeq and is a predicted model, not a curated record. Gene Ontology annotation, cellular component: nucleus. Gene Ontology annotation, biological process: regulation of DNA-templated transcription. The coding region runs from base 1 to 1332 and encodes 443 amino acids. NCBI's taxonomy places the organism in Eukaryota, Metazoa, Nematoda, Chromadorea, Rhabditida, Onchocercidae.